Aspergillus clavatus NRRL 1 is the source of this 1266-nucleotide messenger RNA. RefSeq lists its product as uncharacterized. Gene Ontology annotation, biological process: peptidyl-lysine trimethylation; peptidyl-lysine monomethylation. NCBI's taxonomy places the organism in Eukaryota, Fungi, Ascomycota, Eurotiomycetes, Eurotiales, Aspergillaceae. Gene Ontology annotation, molecular function: protein binding; protein-lysine N-methyltransferase activity. The transcript is spliced from 6 exons. The record is from RefSeq and is a predicted model, not a curated record. Bases 1 to 1266 code for a protein of 421 amino acids.
AUGAGGCCAGACUGGUGGCCUGGGGAAAUUCAUGAGAGCUUCACCGAAUGGGCCAUCUCCCAAGGGGUCAUUGUGAAUGGAGUUGCUCCGGCGCGGUUUCCUGGCCGCGGACUGGGAAUGAUAUCUACGAGGGCCAUCAAAAAAGGCGAGGUGAUCUUGACAGUGCCACUGAAGGCAAUGUUGACAACGAGGCGCAUCCCUGCAUCCUUUAAGCAGCAAUUUCCCAAGGAUGUCUCCGUCCAUGCGCUCCUUGCUGCCUUCCUAACCCUCGGGGAAGAGGAGGACUUGCAAAAGUAUGAGCUCUGGAGACAGACCUGGCCUAUUCGCCGGGACUUUGAGGAUAGUGUGCCCCUUCUGUGGCCAUCGUCCCUCCGGGGGCCUAAUCCAUGCUAUGAUGACAACGCCACUCAAUUGAAUCUGCUUCCUCCUUCAAUAUCCGGCGCCUGGAACACUAUUCGGAAACGCAAGAUUGGGUACGAGUAUGAGACGUCGCACCAAAACCUCCUUGCCCAGCAGGAGCAGAGAUUGUUGAAAGCUUGGAAUAGCGUCAUCUCCGUUUUCCCCGAAACAGAUUGGGAGGCUUAUUCAUACAACUGGUUCAUCGUCAACACGAGAAGCUUUUACUAUCUUAUGCCUGGCCAACAGCCACCGGAGGAUCGAAACGACGCCAUGGCCUUAUUACCUUUCGCUGACUACUUUAAUCACUCCGAUAUAGAGGAUGAUGUAAAAUUCAAUGGCCAGAAAUAUAUCUUUCGAGCGACAAGGAACUAUGAUGUCGACGAGGAAAUAUACAUGAGCUACGGGCCACAUCCGAACGAUUUCUUACUCGCUGAAUAUGGGUUUUUCCUCGAGGAGAACGGAUCGGAAGCGAUAUACCUUGAUGAUAUCAUUUUUCGAGAUCUGAGUGCGUCCCUCCAGGAAGAGCUAUAUUUGCAACAAUAUUAUGGCAACUACGAAGUCACUGCCACAGGCGCCUGUUAUAGAACCGAAAUUGCUGCUUGUAUGAAAUACAUGACUCCAAGGGAUUGGCGAAACUAUGUCCUUGGGUAUUCGACAAAGGGUUUUGACGAACAGAAAUCGGCUGCAAUUAUCCAAGAAUGGAUACGCGCCUAUGUCAAGGAGGCGGACACCACACUCGCUGCUCUAGAACAUCUUGGUCCCGAUCAAGUGGACCAGAAAGAUAUUGAGAAAGUGUCAACACUCGUCAGGCGAUGGGGACAAAUCAAGGCCCUCUGUGAUAAGGCUCUGAUAACUGUGUCCUGCUGA